CGUAAUCCCGGUCCCCACAGCGGUUUGGAGCCGGACCGGAAGCACUGGUCUGUUGGUUUGCGGUGCCGACCCGUGAAAACAGCUGCCGCGGAAUCCGGCGGCGGCGGCUGCGGUGGACGGUGGUGGCUGCGGUGGCAGGCUGCUGCGGAGGACGGCGGCGGCGGCGGCAGGGGACGGUUGCUGCGGCGGAUGGCGGACGGCGGCGGCUGCAGCGGACGACCGGCGCCUGGGACGAACAUGCCGCGCGACGGCCUCGCUCGAGGCCUCGAGGUGGAGGCCGCGCUCACAGCCGAGGCAGCGUGGGAACUGAAGGAGGCUGUUGCGUCCAUGGCUGCCGGGUCCUUGGACAUGGAUGUGGACUCACCACCGCAUCUCCCCGUAGAGACCUCUGCUAACAAGGAUAACCUGGAUGGUGAAGAACAAUCUUUACAAGCAUCUGCUGCAAUGUCCUUAGAAGAAAGCAAUCGCAGGAUCAAUAGAUUAAUUGCCAUGCAUAAGAAGUUAUCAGAAGCAAAUAUGGCAUCAUUGCCAUCUCAAGUCGAGAAGCGGAAGAGGUCAACUUCAGCAGUUAAUGCUUCAAAUAUUGUACAUAUAAGCGAAACAGAUCAAACCAGCUUUCCCACUCCGAUCUCUUCAGUUCACAAGAGAAGCAAAAGAGUUGGGUCAAAAAAAUCACUUGUUUGGAAGCAUUUUGAUACAGGAUUGAGGGGACAGGAUCCUAUUGCAACAUGCAAAUAUUGCGGAUUUCAGUGAGGGAUGCAAGUAUGAGAGUACUAUUGCUUAUGCUGGUCUAAAGGCAACAUCAAUUUUGUUUAAGUAAAUUUGUUGUGUUGGGUCCGUGCUAUUGGAAAUCAUGAAUUGAACAGCAGAGAUCUCACUUAUGCAAAAUUAAUAUGCCAGUGCUAAAUCAGAGUGUUUUGCCUAGAGCUUGGUAUUGUUUCAAACAUGAUGUUCAAAAAGUUAAUACUCUUGAGUUUCUCCACUUCAAAAAUAUUUUAUAUA
Messenger RNA from Panicum virgatum (switchgrass), 1002 nucleotides. RefSeq lists its product as uncharacterized. Lineage: Eukaryota; Viridiplantae; Streptophyta; Magnoliopsida; Poales; Poaceae. The record is from RefSeq and is a predicted model, not a curated record. The transcript is spliced from 3 exons. The coding region runs from base 190 to 753 and encodes 187 amino acids.